GCCGGCGCCGCGGCGGCAGACAAAGGCGCCGCUCGCGCCCGGGCGCCGCGCUCAGCGCUCUGCCUCGGUAAGUGGCUCCCUCUUCGCUGGCUUUCCCCUCCCGCCGCCUGCGCCUCUCGGAGUUCCGCGGGCUCCGGAGAAGAUGGGGAGAAGGAAGAGAUGAGACUUCCCCGCUCUCCCUGCACCUCGCCUCGCCUUCGCAGAAACACCAAACUAGCGAGUUUCCGAUCUGUGGGCCGUCUCCGCGAGACCCGCCCGGCCGCCCUCGGAAAAUUGAGGAAUGUGUCAUAAAGACUGGGUCAAGAACAAUGUGAACUCGGUUCUAUGACUGAGAAAUCUGAGUGGUCCACUGCAGUGACUUGGAAAGGAAAACUAUACAGGGAAGGAGACUCAGUCUGAACGAUGCCACAUUCCUGCGGGCCCUCUGUGGACAGCAGAACAGUCUCAGUGAAGGUGGUGUGGAUACAUGGGUGAAAAAGGAUGCUACCCACAUCCAAAGGCUCUGGAAGAUCCUGGCCUGGCAGCUAAGUUCCCUUUGGACUUGGGACAUCAGGUAUAACUUGGUGUAGAACUCAUGAGAGGCGCUUGGCUUUCUCUAGUUUUUUUCCCUAAUACUCACCAGACUGGUUUGGUUUUUGAAUUCUAAGGUAAGCUGGUUUUUAAAAAACCUGACAGAAAUAGAAAGAAGCCCCUAGAAGCCUCCAGAACCCUCUGGCAGGAUUCCUUCAUACUACUCAGAGCAUAGAGGAACGCUCUGAUAAGGCUGAGCUUUAGACCUUUUUGAGUGCAAGGACAUCUCAGCAAACAGCUCUUGCACUUCAGCCAGAAAGCGCCUUUUACAACAAGGAAUUCAAAGGGGAGAGUUGCUGCAUAUUAUACUCUGAGAUCCAUGGUGACAGAAAAUGUCACCUUCCCCCAGAUGAUCAUCCUGGAUUUUCCUUCUACGAUGCUAGAUUUGCAAGAAGGAUGAGCCAUUCUAAACAUCAAGGAAGAUUCAGGAAGCAGAAGAGUUGGUGGACAUCUGUCCCCACCCAGGUGAGGAAAACGAUCUGAACUUCCAGAGUUGUACCUUGGCCAGCAGGGACCUACACCAGGGGCAAAAGCAUCUCUGAGCUGCAAAACUUUGCAAAAUGAGGAGUGCUGGAGAAGCCACUAGCCAAGACCUGCCCUUUCCUGCCUGCCCCUUCAUCACAUGGGCAGCUCUAGACCAUUGAGCCAACAAUGGCCAAGAAGGGUGACUGCUUUGCCAGUAUCUAUGGGUACGACCUUGGUGGGCGCUUUGUUGACUUCAAACCCCUGGGCUUUGGCGUCAACGGGCUGGUGCUAUCAGCCGUGGACAGCCAGGCCUGCCGGAAGGUGGCUGUGAAGAAGAUUGCCCUGAGCGACACCCGCAGCAUGAAGCACGCACUCCGGGAGAUCAAGAUCAUACGGCGCCUGGACCAUGACAACAUUGUGAAGGUGUAUGAGGUGCUGGGGCCCAAGGGCACUGACCUACAGGGUGAGCUCUUCAAGUACAGUGUGGCCUACAUCGUCCAGGAAUACAUGGAGACUGACCUGGCGCGCCUGCUGGAGCAGGGCACGCUGACGGAGGAGCACGCCAAGCUGUUCAUGUACCAGCUGCUCCGUGGGCUCAAGUACAUCCACUCCGCUAAUGUGCUGCACAGGGACCUGAAGCCUGCCAACAUCUUCAUCAGCACAGAAGACCUUGUGCUCAAGAUUGGGGAUUUUGGGUUGGCAAGGAUCGUUGAUCAGCAUUACUCUCACAAGGGUUACCUGUCAGAGGGGUUGGUGACAAAGUGGUACCGCUCUCCACGACUGCUUCUGUCCCCCAACAACUAUACAAAAGCCAUCGACAUGUGGGCAGCCGGCUGCAUCCUGGCCGAGAUGCUCACCGGGAGAAUGCUCUUUGCUGGGGCUCAUGAACUGGAGCAGAUGCAGCUGAUCCUGGAGACCAUCCCUGUGAUCCGAGAGGAGGACAAGGACGAGCUGCUCCGGGUCAUGCCAUCUUUCGUCAGCAGCACCUGGGAGGUGAAGAGGCCACUGCGAAAGCUGCUCCCUGAAGUGAAGAGUGAAGCCAUUGACUUUCUGGAGAAGAUCUUGACCUUUAACCCCAUGGACCGCCUGACCGCUGAGAUGGGGCUGCAGCACCGCUACAUGAGCCCAUACUCAUGCCCCGAGGAUGAGCCCACCUCUCAACAUCCCUUCCGCAUUGAGGAUGAGAUUGAUGACAUCGUUCUGAUGGCCGCUGACCAGAGCCAGCUCUCCAACUGGGACAGGUACCCUGUGAGUCUGUCGUCAGACCUGGAGUGGCGGCCCGACAGGUGCCAAGACGCCAGCGAGGUGCAGCGCGACCCACGCGCGGGCUCGGCGCCGCUGGCCGAGGACGUGCAGGUGGACCCGCGCAAGGACUCACAGAGCAGCUCCGAACGCUUCCUGGAGCAGUCACACUCAUCUAUGGAGCGCGCCUUUGAGGCCGACUACGGGCGCUCCUGCGACUACAAAGUGGGGUCGCCGUCCUACUUGGACAAGCUGCUGUGGCGCGACAACAAGCCGCACCAUUAUUCCGAGCCCAAGCUCAUCUUAGAUCUCUCGCAUUGGAAGCAGGCAGCCGGUGCGCCUCCCACAGCCGCAGUGGCGACAGACGCGGUGGCGCACGAGGACGAGCCAGCCAGCCUUUUCCUGGAGAUUGCGCAGUGGGUCAAAAGCACGCAGGGCGGACCCGAGAGCGCCAGCCCGCCCCACCCUGGCCCCGAGCGCCGCCGGUCCCCCUCGCCCUCUGGCUGCCCAGCCCCGGUCGAUGGGGUCGCAAGUCCCCAGUUCGACUUGGAUGUGUUUAUCUCGCGCGCCUUGAAGCUCUGCACCAAGCCUGAGGACCUGCCAGACGAUAAGCUGGGCGACCUCAAUGGCACGUGCAUCACUGAACACCCUGGCGAUCUCGUGCAGACGGAGGCCUUCUCCAAAGAAAGGUGGUGAGGCCAGAGGGGGCGCUCGCGGCCCCUAGCAGGAAGCCACCCCAGGAAACCGGGCCUGGCCAGAGGGGCCACCUCCCUGGCACUUCCACCACCCCUUCUGCCCCUCUCUGCUGCCUUGGGGUUAGCAGAACACAUGAAGGAUCCGAGGAGCGAGAGGAAUGUCCAUUUCUUAAACUGCCUUAAUUACCAGCCUUUAACUCUGGGAGCAGGUUUGAACAGGAGCCUGGCUGGGACUUAACCACUUUCCCAGCAAAGGGGAGGCCUUGUGUUUUGUAAGUGGCAGGGCAUGGGGAAGAAAUGAGUCUUAGACAACAGUCUGCAAACCCCGCCUGGAUGGCUGGGUGCAAAGGCAGCUUGCAAACACAAUUGUGAAGCCAUCUGGCCCACCAGCCUCAACUGACAGCUGAGGAAGGACACUUAGGCCCUGACUUGCUUAGGAUCACAGGGCCUACUCAGUGUCAGGGUGAGCCUUGAGUCCCAGUUUCCUGGCCCCUGGACCAGUGUCUGUCCCCAGUAUCAUGUCUUCCUCUGCUAGGGUCACUCUGGCUUUUUUUGGUCAGAAAACUUGGUCCAAGAUGUUUCUGCCCUGUCCAUUACCAUCUGAUCCAUCCGAUGUUCUUUAAUUCAGAGCAAUGUUACUUGUAUUCUUAAAUUGGAAACUGAAUCAGUUUCUCCUAGUCACCAAGCAUAUGUUUACUGGCUCCCCAAAUGCUUAGAUGUUCUCAUCUGCCACUCCCCUGUAUUUGCCUCAUCUCUGCAUGGUCUGAAAUCUUUGUUUCAGAGCAGAGCAGUGUAGGGUCCUGGGUAAAGUUGGUCAUUCUCCCAGGCCUGUGUGUACACCUCCAGCACACCCUAUGCACUUUCCUGACAUGCACAAAGACACAGUCCUUAUUCCCCAGUUGAUGUCGUUCAUGGUGAGUUUGAAGACAGCCAUUCCAGGAAUCCCUCCACCCAAUCCCCCAGCAUUCACCUGCUCCAUCCACCUACACAGAGCUCCUCUCCAAGCCCACCUGGGCUUGGAAAGUUCUCGGAACAAAUUGCUCAUUUGGAGGAAAAUAAUGAGGUACCUGCCACAAAGCAAACAUGUUAGGAGGGAAGGUUUCACGUGGGACCUGUCAUCCCUCAUUAAUACUGCCCUCGAUUUUGACCAUCUAGUUAGCAUUGGCUGAGAGCAGGCCUUAAAGAAAUGCAUUGGUGAACUGGCAAACUUGGGGCAAGGAACUCAGAAAGGUAGGAAAGGUGACAACCAAAGCUCCCCCUAACAUGAGCUUGGAGCACUCAGGCCCUCUGCAGAAGCAUGGGUUGGGGUCACUCAUAGCCCCCGUCCAAUCCCUGGAACUUUGCCAUCGGUGUCCAUCUCUUUACCCUCCCCCAGCACCCCCAAGAUACCCACAGGAAGUCUAGCCAGCCUGUAGGGAGAGGAUUCCCCCAGUGCAGAGCUUGGGCUGUGUUCACUCUCACAUCACAGCACUUUAAAUUCGAUCAGCAAGCUAUCAUUUGUACUUUGAAAUCAACAACAUGUUAGAAACUUAUAUUUAAAAACAGAAUUAAUCACACUGAUCAGUUUUUAAAUGGAAAUAUGUAAAUAUGAAGAGUUUAGGCUUUGCUUCUUUUUUUAAGAAAGGAAAUGUACACCAGUCCUCAUGUGCCAUUGUUUCCUCAGAGUGUGGCUUUACUUUAGGUAAAGGAAAAAGCUGCUGACUUUGACCAUAUAUAACUGUCAUUACAGAGAAAUUGUUAUAACUACUCAUGUUUUUUUUUAAAAUCUAUUAAACAUUAUUAAACUUGAUCAGGAUGGGCCAAAUAAAGUUUUAUUGGAACAUAGA
Heterocephalus glaber (naked mole-rat) is the source of this 4798-nucleotide messenger RNA. RefSeq names its product mitogen-activated protein kinase 4 (gene Mapk4). NCBI's taxonomy places the organism in Eukaryota, Metazoa, Chordata, Mammalia, Rodentia, Bathyergidae. Gene Ontology annotation, biological process: protein phosphorylation. The record is from RefSeq and is a predicted model, not a curated record. Gene Ontology annotation, molecular function: ATP binding; MAP kinase activity.